Molecule: messenger RNA, 8166 nt
Organism: Pygocentrus nattereri (red-bellied piranha)
Lineage: Eukaryota; Metazoa; Chordata; Actinopteri; Characiformes; Serrasalmidae
Gene: tacr1a
Product: tachykinin receptor 1a
Exons: 5
Coding region: 186-1445 (419 amino acids)
Biological process (GO): G protein-coupled receptor signaling pathway; positive regulation of flagellated sperm motility
Cellular component (GO): plasma membrane; sperm midpiece
Molecular function (GO): substance P receptor activity
Source: RefSeq, a predicted model, not a curated record
CCGCGCUCUCUCCUCACUCUGCGCUCGCGCUGUGCCACGGAACCUCUCCAAUAACCGGCGCGAAUCGACGGCGGGCGCCGUUUUCAGUCGAUUAAUCGGCACGAACAUGGUCGAUUAAGUGCUGAAAAAAACGACUACAGGACUUUUAUCGCUGCGAUCUGUGGGCUCUUUGAGUUGGGCUCGAAAUGGACCCCCUCUACACGUCCACGGAGGCUUCGGCGGGGAACUGGAGCACGCCCGAGCCGAACGGGACGGACGGGUACUGGAACCAGUUCGUGCAGCCCCCGUGGCGCAUCGCGCUCUGGGCUGUAGCCUACUCGGCUAUAGUGCUGGUUUCCGUGGUGGGCAACGUGACCGUGGUGUGGAUCAUCCUGGCGCACAGGCGCAUGAGGACCGUCACCAACUUCUUCCUCGUGAACCUGGCGUUCGCUGAGGCCAGCAUGUCUGCGUUCAACACGGUGGUCAACUUCGUGUACGCGGCGCACAACGAGUGGUACUUCGGCCUCGUCUACUGCCGUUUUCACAACUUCUUCCCCAUCGCCGCCGUCUUCGCCAGCAUCUGCUCCAUGACGGCCAUAGCCGUGGACAGGUACAUGGCCAUAAUCCACCCACUGAAGCAGCGGCUGUCAUCCACUCAGACCAAGGUGAUCAUUGGGGUGAUCUGGGUGUUAGCCUUCCUGCUGGCCUUCCCGCAGUACUACUACUCUGACACUGAUGAGCUGCCUGGCCGCAUUGUCUGCUACAUCGACUGGCCUGAGUAUGACGUCAUGAACUUCAAAACAAUUUAUUAUGUAUGUGUGGUCAUUCUGAUCUACUUUCUGCCACUGUUGGUGAUGGGCUGGGCAUACCUGGUGGUGGGACUGAACCUGUGGGCCGGUGAAAUCCCCGGAGACUCGUCUGGACGUUACCAGGAGCAACUCACCGCUAAGCGAAAGGUGGUGAAGAUGAUGAUUGUAGUGGUGUGCACGUUUGCCUUCUGCUGGCUGCCGUACCACGUCUACUUCCUCCUCCACCAGUUCUUUCCUUUGCUCUUUGAGAGACCCUUCAUCCAGCAGGUGUACCUGGCUGUCAUGUGGCUCGCAAUGAGCUCCACCAUGUACAACCCAAUCAUCUACUGCUGCCUCAAUGACAGGUUUCGUGCUGGGUUCAAACAAGCUUUCCGCUGGUGCCCGUGUGUGACCGCCAGCUCGUAUGAAGGCCUGGAGCUGAAAUCCACUCGCUAUCUGCAGACCCAGACCAGUGUGUACAAGGCCAGCCGCAUGGAGACCACUGUCUCAGCUGUGCUGCCCUCAGCCGAGGAUGCCGCCAAGGUCGGUGCCAAGCGGGGCUCACCUGUCCACAGCCCUUCAAUGGAAGUGACAUCUAACGGCUCUUCGUCCAGAAGCAUGUCCAAGACCGUGUCGGAAACCUCCAGCUUCUACUCCAGUAAUAACCUCCCAGUCUAGAGGAACAUGAAGGAGGAGUACUACGUAAACGUGUAUCGGUAGAAUUAUUGGAUCUAUUCAUCUCUAUGAACCUGUCAUCUCUGUAUGAUCUCUGUUAUGGACCAUUUUGAUCAGACAUUUCAUGUUUGUGUGGUUUUUGUCUGGUUCCCAUGAGGCUCAUAUCCUUCACCAUUCUCUGAAAGCCUUAUUCAGCCACAUAUGAGGAGACUGACCACUUUUUCUUCACCCCAGUAACUAUCCAGCCUUGAAGCCAGUGACCACAGGAGUCCCAUCAGUACCAGACGUGACCAGAGAUCUUGAUGGAGCGAGCCAGCACCAUGAGCAUUGUACAGACACAGAUGUGGUCAAGAAGAGAGAUGAGAAGAGCCGGCCACAGUGUAUUACAGUUUACAUUUACACGCAUGUGACAUUGAGGAAUGUGUAGCCCAUGCAAAACCUAAACACACAGCCUCUCCCCUUAGUGUGAUUGUGUGUGAAUGUGUUUCUUCAGUAGCUCAGCAUGAGGCAGCGUUGUAAUGUCAAGGUUCAGCAGGACACCCAUCAUAAAAUAGGUUACUGCAUAGCAUUUUUUAUGCCAUUUAAAACACGAUUGCUUUUCACAUUUCAAGAAAUUACGCAGUGAAACAUUAACUUUUAGGGCUGAAGUUUUUACUUUUAUUUUGCUGUAUUGUUCAAAUACUCAUAUUCAUAUUCAAUAACAUACUAAGGUACGCAAUUACUUACAUUUACAUUCUAUUUAAAUUCUGUACAGGUCUGAGCUGCACUUCCAACUUUUUUAUCAAAUAUCUCUCAUUCAGCUUACUAACACACAUGUAGUAUGGACGUCUGCACCUUCCAGAGAAGUAUUAUGCUUGUUUCAAUGAACUACAAGUGAAUAAUAUUUAAUACCGAAUUUAUGCUUUCUGAUUUCUAGCCCAAUUUAAUCAUAUCCAAUUCUGCACCCUAUCCAAAUCUAAUCCCCACAUGAUGCCACUAAGCUGGGAGGAUGAAAGCUAGCAUGAGCUUCCUCUGAAAUACAUGAAGUGCCAUCACAUCUUUUCAAAUUGCCGCUAACGCAAACUUUGGACAGCUCAAUGUGCUUAAAGGAGAAAGCUAACUGUUCAUUCUGUUAAGUCAGAUAACAGAAGUCUGCAUUGGCUAGCAUGACCCUGAGUGAUGGAGGGUGAAGGAGGACCAUCCAGCCCAACCAGAGAGACCAAGGACAGUUAUGCUCUCUUGGACUGCCAGUAACGGAUGGCUGUUCCAUCGCUGGUGAUCAAACCCAUGAUGGCUGCUUGUGGUUGAACUGCAUAAACAGAUGUUAAAGGCAUUUUUUCCUUCUUCUAAGUUACCACUUUGGAGAUGCGAGGUCUUCUGACAGCAAUGACCAAAAUGUGAAGUACAGUAUGGACAUGUAGCAAAAUGAAAUCAUAAUCAGCUCCCCCAGUUUUGCUGAUUUGCCUUAAUAUGGCCUGCAUGGUGCACACAACUGAUCAUAUCUGGUUCACUGAAGUGAAAUCAUGAUCCAUUGGAGGAGAUAAAACUAAAGGUUUCUCAGGUCAACUCUGUGAAGUCUGGACCAAGUCCGUCAGGAACGGACCAAUGUUAUGCAAGGUUGAUUCUAUACUAAUGGCUCUGGACUGCAGAAGAGUAACGACAAUCUUAAAAAAAUAAGUUUUCCGAAAAGGCUCUUUAGAGCAAUGUGAUAGAACAGGGGCUUCAAGUUCUCUUUCCAAUCAAGCAAAAGCACACCUUCUUCUUCUUUAAUCAGCCGAUCUCAGUUUUCAAACAGCUCAUCACGUACGCGCUGGCUUGUUGGAACAAAAACUUGCCAGCACAUCAAUUCUUUGCGCAUAAUAUUGGACAUCCCUACCAUAGAAGAACCAUCCAUUGUUCCCUAAUGAACCUAUUCCAUUACCAAAAAACAUUACUGAAAUGUUCUUUUGGGAUCCAAAGGUGGAAUUUCUGUGGCAUCACUCCAAAAAGCAAUUUUGCAAUCUUUCUUUUCAUGAGAUUGGGCCAGAUGCAGCAUAUUCAGAGACCUAGGAUGGAAGGAUAUUCAGUGAGUUUUCAAGUUGUGCCUGGAAAGUUAAACUGUGAUUAAAGGUUUGGAGGCCUAGCAGGGUUCCGGGGCCAAACUGCGAUCAUGAACUUCUUUGGCUCAAAAGCACUAAUAGCUCAUAUAUACAAUGAGCCAAGGCUUGUGACUUUGGCUCCUGUUUUUGUUUUUGAUUUUCGUCCCUCCAAUUUUGGGAAUAGCUGUCACUGUCUGUCUGACUCUGUUUGUGUUUUAAACUCAAGCCCCCCUCCCUGCUCUCCCCUGAACAUCCGCCCAUUCUUGGAGCGAGCAUUCACACACAAGCCUCCCACUGACAAAUUUAGCUCCAGAGUCAGCCGACCCCCCCUGCUGAGUUUGUUUUGGUCCCCUGUAGUGAGGAUGGUUUGAUAGUAGUUGAGGCGUCGAGGGUGUAGCAAUGAUAGACAAAGCAUUGAGGGAGGGCUGUUUAAAGAGGGAGGGAUGCAGCACCUGUUGCUUUAGUUUAUGGACUCUGGUAUGUGACAGUGGUGUCAGUUUUCUAGCUUGGCAGAGUUCCUACGGUUCUAAGAGAUCACACUGUUCUAGGCCACUGGAGGCAUGCUGGCCCACUGGACACUAUCCACACGUAAUGACCAUGUCAUGAGUUAUGCUAUUCUAUGUAACCAGUGCGUGUGUAUGUGUGGAUGUAUAUGGUACCAUUCAAUUGUUUGGAAUCAGUGUUUUCAAUUGUUUAAAAAAUAUUUGGUAACAGAUACAUGUAGGCCAGUCCUAGUCAGCAGCAUAGCAACCAUGAGACACCUGAAUAUUUUGAGAUAAACAGUCAUACAGUAUGAUAUUUUCAGAAUAAAGACGUCUUAAAGAGGCCCGAAUGCAUUAUGGCAGCUCCCCAACAAAUAGCAUACUUUAUCCUCAAGUUUACUCUUGUAACUUUACGAAUUUAUAUAUUAUCAAAAUAUUACAAAUUUAUUAUAAAAAAUCCUAAAUUAUUCUCUAAAUAAAAUGACUAUUCUCAAAGUCUAUUAUUUUUAUUUUUACUUUUUUAAAGUGGCACCAAAACGCCAUCCUACUUACCUGUCCAAAGAAGAAAGCAUAGGAAGACUACUGCAGCCGGCUAAAGGCUACCACACACCAGACGGGAAGCUCCGUGCUGUGCUGGCAGAGAGUCUUAGAACAAAGGAAGCGUGUCUGGUCACUAUCUAACAUGUCCAGUGUGUGGUGGCCUGUAGCCCUUAGAGUCCUACACUCUUUGUUGGUGGUGGGUGUUAUUCAGAUAUUAUUGUAAAUGUAGGCUAUGCAGGUUACUGUAGGUAUCUUUACUUGAUUGGUUUGCAUAGAUGUGUAUAUAUAGGUACCUUUAUAUGGGGGUGGCAGUUGCACACCAAGGCCAAUAGAAGCAGCGUAUUUCUCCUUAAGGCUGUGGUUUUGCUGCAUGCAUUUGUUAGCUGCAGCAUCCAGGUUCAUUCUGGUGGUCUCCUGACAGUGCAGUUGUUUGACUUGAUUGAGGGGUUGUCCCAUGGUGGUACACAAACACAUUGUAAAUCUCACUGUACCUGAAACAGUCACUCUGAUGCAAAGUCUGAGCAAGUUUGACCAAAUUUGACCACCCUAAUGAUCCAGUGAAUGUUAUUUCUUGGUGUUCUUCCUGCAAUCCAGAAAAGACAAAAGGAAGACUCUAUAGGCCGUUUUCUGCUGCCAGAACUUUUUCAGGAACUCAGAACUUUUCAUUAACAGAACCAGGGCUGAUUUCCAAGUAGUUUCAGGAACCUUAUUCUAGACUUUUCCACAGUCCAGGAUUUCAGAGCAUGCAUGGAAUUUCACCAGUUGGUCAAAUGAAAACAUCACAGAUGACUUAAAACUGAUGACCACCAUUUUGAAAAUACAAUGUUUUGGAAUUAUCAUGAGGCAAAUUGUGUAGCUCAUUAGUAUAAGUGGUCAAAAUGGACAAAUGGACCAAUCUAGAGCUUGAAGCCCUUCUCAGCAUGACCUUCAAACAUUUCAGCAUUACAAACUCAAUCUAAAAAGUCCUCUAUUGAGCUUCUGUGGCGCUACCAUGGCUUCCGUAGUGUGAAAUGACACAUCAGAGGAAAUUAAAACACCUAAUUUACAUAAUAAUUCAUGGUUCAAGCAGCAGUGGAAAAGAUAAGGAACUCUCCCUCUGCAACUGUCUAAUCUUCAGCCUGAACUAGAUAAGUGACUAGAUAAGGCCCUCCAGAAAACUUGGUCUGGCCUCGUAACUUUUCUACAACAACGUCAAAUGAAUGCAGGACCGAGGUUCUGUGCAGAACUUUCAAGUCAAAAAUACUUGAUUGUUUUUCAGGCAUCAGAACAUAAAGAAGGCCUGUACAAAGUAAAAAAAAAUUGCUAAUAUUGGUCAUCUUACCAACCUGCUUCUUUUUGAACUUUCAGCAGUGUUUUUCCCCAAAAAAAGACAUCAAAAAUUCCCCAAAAGCUACUGGAUACUAUAUUUUCAGGCAGCUUGAAGACGAUGCUAGUCUUCUCAUAUGGCAUUCUUUGAUUUUAUGACGUUCUGCUUUUUUGUUAAGCAAUCUUUAAUAAACAUGCUUCACUAGCAUCUAGAUAUUUCUCUUUGGGCACUUUUUCAUUUCUGAAUUUUAGGCCAUUUGUUCUUAGUUUUUUCAUGCUAGGAAACUUUAGUGUUUGUGCGAAAGGCCUCAAGUCUUUGAAGAUGCAAGCCAGCUGCCUUCCUCCAACAACUCUACCAUGGAGAUAUAGACCUUCCAGAAAAAUACAUCACCACACCACACUUAAGUUGUGGUCAAUCUGUAAUGAGGCUGUUUUCACCUUCUAGCUCCGUUGGAUAACAUGACGUUCCUUCAGCCACGCCAAACCAUUCUGAUGAGCAUCAAUCAGUCAUGGACAAAAUUACCAUAAACUCUGGUCCAUCUGGGUGUAGAAAAUGGGAUUCCUCAUCAAUGUGUUCUUGACUUGUAUCGCUGACCCUUAGCAUGGAAGAUACUGAGUGGACCAUAAUAGCACUAUUAGCGCUAUGUCUCAACCAUUUAAUGCUGCUUUGCUGCAGAGCUAGCCGCUGCUGCAUUAAAUAUCUAUUGAUUGGUGCACCAGUGGGAUUAACCUGCUCAUUAUGGUUGGACUUUUCAUGAUUUCAAAAUCAUUGAUGGCUUUUGGCCAGUUCUCAUAAAACUUGCCCUGAUGCUAAAACAGUAUUUCAGAAUAAAUGCGCUGAGAUGUUGGCAUUAUUCACCUUUUAAGCCAAGGGUGCUCAGACCUUAUCCUGGAGAUCUACCACUGUGGAGAGUUCAGGUCCUCCACACCUGACUCUAAAGCCUAAUCUCAUUUCACCCCUUGCCCCUACCACUUAGCCCUUAGGCCUCGUUCCUAGCAGUAGGGUGUCCCAAUUCUUGUUGAGACAGAGGGGUAGGGAGAAGUGUUAGGGCUACAUGACCCUCCAAAAGGAGGUUUUUCAGAGGCACACUCCAAACAGAGUGUUAUGAGAAAAAAAUCAAAAUCGGCAAGAUUGCUGCACAAGCGUAUUCAAAGUGGGUGAUAAUAAAUAAUUGCCCCCCUCUUUGAAGGCAAAUGAUUCCCUAUAUGUAAUCAGUGAGGAGCUGAACUUCACCCUCUUCUGCUAUCACUGCAGAUGGGCAGAUCGCCUAUUGCUAGUGCUAGUAGCCUGUUAAUGAAGUAAUGUUAUUUUUCAUUCGAGGGUCCCAUUUUGUAGGGGAAGAUUUAAGCCACUGCCCCUGUAACUCAGUUCCAAGGGACAAGGUGACACUCGAAAACAAGGGGUAGAGAUAAAAAUAAGAAAUGGGAUUGGGCCUAAUUGAUGGAUGCUCCUCAAGGCCUUCAUUAACUGGAUCAAACUCUGCAGGGUGGUAGAUCUUCAGGACCAGGAUUGGGCACCCCUGUUUAAGACUCUGGUAAAUGCAUUAGAUGUAAAAAUGGACUCUGAUCUUAAAACAGGAUUCUUACAGAGCUGGGUCAUGUGAAAUGAAUUUGAGAGGAAGUGUACUAGCUAGGGAGUAUUUUCAGGAAAAUGUUGUGUUUUCUGGCCCAUGUCGCUUGAGGCUUUUUCCUGUCACUGUGGUUUGUGAUCAGUGUACAUUGUUUGACGGUUUCCCCACCGCUGGCUUCAGAGUUGGCCAAUGACUCACGUUAUCAUUGAUGUUUCUAUAGCUUUUUGGGGGGUCUUUGCUUCCAGCUUAAUUAAAAAAAAAGCUUUGCCAUUUUCUGGAGCUAACUGCAUGGUGCCCGCAACUUCAAAGUGAGCUAGCGCAAAGAUUGAAGACCGUGUGGUAAUCACAGAGACGGCCCACUGUUUACUAACAAUCUGAAAACAGUCAGGGGCGCCCUGCAUGCCUCAGGAGAUAGGAAUAAACUUGCACACACCACAAAGAGAUAUUUAGGCUCUAUGUUUUAUCUUUCAUCUUUCUUGUCAGCCAUGUAAUCGACACUUGUUUGUGUGUACUGACAGCAUUUGCCCAGAGAGCCUAGUGCAGCUUUAGACACAUUCCUUUCAGAAGAUCUCCGAAAAUAGGCACGCUUGCUACAAGCACACUUUAACAUUCCCACAUCACUUGCCUGCACACAUAUGUGCAGAUUUGCUAAUGUUUUGCACCAUCAUUUAAAAAGUGACUUAAAAAGUGGCAGCUGCACUUCUCUACAUAGGUGUAAUGGUCUUUAGAGCCCAUAAUAAGAUCAGAGGGGUGGCCUCUCCUCGUUGCA